UAAAAGUGGUAGUGCUCGCAAAUAUCCAACAGGUGACUGUUGCAACAGGAUGAGGAAAAUUCUCUUAUCUCUGGCUUUGCUUACAACAGUGACUUCUGAGGAUUUAGACAGCAAAAAACAUCGUCCCUUAUUGUCAGAAGGUGAGCCUCAAUUCUGGUUCGCGAGAGGCAGUCGCUUCCCAUGGGAUCUUACCCAUUUUGAGUUUGACCAAUCCUUGAAAGAUAAGGAUGUAAGGCGUCUUCAGACAACAGAAUCAUCACUCAACAAAAUUUCUUCUCACGAUCUCAACAGAUUUAUGUUCAACAAGCAAAAUUCUCCCAACGCUCAAGAAGAACGUAAUCAUCAAAAAUCUGACGAAUCAAGUGAUGAGAAGAGAAAAAAUUCUCUCAUGUCAUCAGUAAAAGAAGAUUUUCUUCCAAAUCAAGAAAUAAUUGAUUGUACAAUGAAAAAAUGUCCACAAUAUUUUCAAAAUUGGCGUCUACUGGAACCAUUUUAUGUAGAUGAACCAAAUUGGGUGCAAGUAAAUUCUGAGAAUUAUGAUACACGCUUUGAAGAUAGUGAACCAUUUUUUGUCACUCGUGGUAAACGAUCACUAGAAAUACCAAAAAUAAAUUUUCACCAAAAACAAUUUAUUCUAGAAAAUAAAUCAAGAAUCAAUACAUUAAAAUCAAAUUUACAAACAGGAAAUAUUGGGAAAAAUGAAAAUAAUGAGAAUUUAAUGAAGGAAAAUGUAACUUUCAAAAAAAUUGUACGCAAACGAAGUGAAAAUGAUGAAGAUAAUGAUGAAAAAAAAUUAUUGGCGAAUAUAGAGAAAAAUUUGUAUCUAAAGGGUGGAAUUGGAAAGAAUUUUAAUUAUUUACAUCCACGUAAUAAGCAUUCGGAUAUUUUGGAAAUUCUCGAAGAGCCAUUUUUUAUUUCACGGGGCAAAAAAAGUAAUAGUAAUAACAAUAAUUAUUUCUAUUAUCGUCCAAAUAGUGAUUUUUCUGUGCCUGAUUAUUUAUGGGAACAAUAUCUCGAUCAGCGUUUAGAAAAUUUUCUUUCCGAUCUAAAUACAGACAGUAUGUUAGUGCCGGAGAUUGAUAUUGGCGAUAAGGAGAGAAUUUUGAGGAAAAUUUUCAAUAAUCUUCCUGUAAAGAGAACAAAAAAUGAGAAUAAAAAAUUUUUUGAGUCAAAUAAGAAAAGAAAUGUUUUGGAUGAGAUAAAUUUGCAUAUGGAACCAUUUUAUAUUGCGAGAGGCUGAUAGAGAGUUGUGUCUGUAGUUUGGCCUGAGGGUAAGGUUCUUUUGUUUCUGUCAGUCGAACUUGGGUUCGAUUCCCCACAAGGUUUUUUUUUCAAAAUUCUUGUUUGUAAUUUUACAAAAUAGAAAAUACAUUAAAUUAUUUAUAAGGUGAAAAAGCUCAUAAUAAAAAUUGUAUUGAAUUAUAAAUUAAAAAAUAAU
This is a messenger RNA of Leptopilina heterotoma, 1438 nucleotides long. RefSeq lists its product as uncharacterized. The coding region runs from base 50 to 1240 and encodes 396 amino acids. The transcript is spliced from 4 exons. Lineage: Eukaryota; Metazoa; Arthropoda; Insecta; Hymenoptera; Figitidae. The record is from RefSeq and is a predicted model, not a curated record.